Molecule: messenger RNA, 1732 nt
Organism: Ctenopharyngodon idella (grass carp)
Lineage: Eukaryota; Metazoa; Chordata; Actinopteri; Cypriniformes; Xenocyprididae
Product: tetratricopeptide repeat protein 8-like
Exons: 14
Coding region: 103-1626 (507 amino acids)
Biological process (GO): non-motile cilium assembly
Cellular component (GO): ciliary basal body; BBSome; non-motile cilium
Molecular function (GO): protein binding
Source: RefSeq, a predicted model, not a curated record
UCAGGGUAACGUGAUGCGCCCUGACGUCAGCAAAGGGCUAGCGCUCCUCGAGCAGUCGGUAACGUUUCUUGGUAGCAUUUGUCGGUGUAUUAUCGAGUGCAAAUGGAGGUGACAGUCACGAUGGACCCGCUGUUUCUGGCCUGGAGCUGCUGCAGGAGACGGAAGUUCCAGAGAUGCUCCGAUAUUUGCUCAAAGCUCUUAUCAGAAAGCCCGUAUGACCAGGCGGCGUGGAGCUUGAAGACCCGGGCUCUGACGGAGAUGGUGUACAUCGAUGAGGUGGAGGUGGAUCAGGAAGGCAUCGCUGAGAUGAUGUUGGAUGAGAGCUCCAUCGCUCAGGUGGCACGUCCAGGAACAUCACUGAGACUUCUGGGAACGAGCCAGGGCGGAGCGCCCACUCCAGCUGUCAGACCAAUGACUCAGUCAGGACGUCCCAUCACAGGAUUUGUGAGACCUAGUACACUGUCUGGUAGACCAGAGACGAUGGAGCAGGCCAUCAGAACGCCUCGAACAGCAAGCACAGCCCGUCCGGUCACCAGCGCUUCUGGGAGAUUCGUCAGGCUGGGAACGGCCUCCAUGCUAACAAAUCCAGAUGGGCCAUUCAUUAACCUUUCUAGGUUAAACUUGGCAAAGUACGCCAAGAGACCGAACUUGUCCAAGACCUUGUUUGAAUACAUCUUUCAUCAUGAAAAUGAUGUAAAAAAUGCAUUAGAUCUGGCUGCUCUGGCCACGGAGCACGCUCAGUUCAGAGACUGGUGGUGGAAAGUACAGCUGGGAAAAUGCUAUUACAGACUCGGUUUGCACCGUGAAGCUGAGAAGCAGUUCCGAUCAGCUCUCACUCACCAAGAAUUUGUGGAUACUUACCUCUACCUUGCAAAGGUGUAUCAGCGUCUGGAUCAGCCCAUCACGGCUCUGAAUGUGUUUAAGCAAGGCUUGGAUCACUUCCCAGCGGAGGUCACGCUGCUCACGGGAAUCGCACGCAUCCAUGAGGAAAUGAAUAACGUGAUCUCGGCCACAGAGUACUACAAAGAAGUCUUGAAGCAGGACAACACACAUGUGGAGGCCAUCGCCUGUAUUGGCAGCAAUCAUUUUUACACAGACCAGCCAGAGAUCGCCCUGCGCUUUUACAGGCGUUUGCUGCAGAUGGGGGUGUUCAACUGCCAGCUGUAUAACAAUCUGGGCCUGUGCUGCUUCUACGCCCAGCAGUAUGACAUGACCCUGUCGUCCUUCGAGCGAGCAUUAGCCCUGGUGUCCAGUGAUGAGGAACAGGCUGAUGUCUGGUAUAAUCUGGGACAUGUUGCAGUGGGCAUUGGUGACUUGACUCUGGCUUACCAAUGCUUCAAACUGGCCUUGGCUUUCAACAACAACCAUGGUGAAGCUUACAAUAACUUGGCCGUAUUGGAGCUACGGAAAGGCCGGAUUGAGCAGGCGAAAGCUUUUCUGCAGACGGCUGCUUCAUUGUCUCCUCACAUGUAUGAACCACAUUUUAACUUCGCCACACUCUCUGAUAAGGUUGGAGAUCUUCAGAGUAGUUACACGGCUGCUCAGAAAUCAGAGGAUGCGUUUCCUGAGCAUGUGGACACUCAGCAGAUCCUGAAAAACCUCAGACAGCAUUUUGCCACUCUAUAAGAUGAUUUAACUCUUAUCACUUCAAUGUUGGGAGAUGCAAAUGACAAAAGACUGGCAUGUACAUGUAUGUUUAUCAUUUAAAAAACAAAAUAAAUAAUAAAAAUGA